AUGUUUUAUCCUUGGAAGGGUCUUUCAGAAUGGGCCCCCUUUGAGAUCGAUGCUCUCGGGCUGCUGACUCUGUUAGGUGCGAAUGAGGUGGAUAUAUCUGUCGGCCGGCUUGCCCCCAGUUAUUGGCUCGAGUAUAUGCCCCUGCUUGCUGGAUUUGUGUUUGCAGGCGACAGAUUCCGUGCCAAACAGCCAGCAUUCACGUUAUACAACGUCUCUAGCGGGAUUGUCACGGGGAAUCUGGCAGCAUGGUUUACCAGGUGGAUGCAAGCGCAAGAGUUCCACGUCUCCCGCAGCCUGGUCUACUGGGAAGUGAACAAGUCAUCGCCACCACAACUUGACCAGUGGUCGUACGUGCUUGUUCCGGCUUCGAUCUCAGCUACCCUCACAAUGUUUUUCCUUGCGAUGACGAUUCUGUCCGGGGAUUGGUACGGCCUUGCGAACGCGAUUGCCAUCAUCCUACUCAUUCUCGUCCGUUCUUACAUGAUACACGAGAACCGCAACGCAAUUAACAGAUCUGUUGCCGCCGCAAAGCCACUUCCAUCAACUUAUGCAAGCGCCCUCGACAAAUGGGAAGAGCAACGGAAGAAAGACCCGAAGGCGACGCGACCCCUACCGGACUCCUCCUCCUCUUCCGCCCCUCCACGGUGGCGCCCAGAGGUAGUGAAAAUCCUGGUCGUCAUGCCUGACUCGCGGGCCAUCACCAUGUUCAUUCCCGAGCAUCUUCUUCGCGGGGUCUUUGUCACCGAGACCCCCGUCCGCUCCCCCGGCGUGUAUCGCAUGGCACAAUGGAUCGGGUGGGUGGCAUUCACUGUCCACGUCGUCACACUAGGCAUGGCGCGGCUCGCAACCCAGCUCUACGUGAUUGCGUUUACAGUGAUUCCAACUGUGUUGAUCUGCUACGGCUUCGGCUGCGACGACUCCCGGGUACAUAAAGCGUGGUGUUGGCUCUGGGGGCAGGACGCCGGGCCGUACGUCUACCAGGCCGGGCCUCAGCUGAGCGCGACAGUCUUUGAGUGGCCAGAAGACGUGGAGUUUGCCACGGACAAAAGAGGCGUCCUGCGCAGGUGGGAUGCGCUAGCGGUGCAAAAAGGCGGGCCGGGUUGCAAGAAGCGAUCGACAGCGCGGCAGGAUUUAUAUGCUUGGCUGAAUCUCAGCAGCGAGGAGCAGAAGAGCCUUUGGGACUGGCAUUUGCUUCCUCAUACGCGCGGCGUUGAUGAUUCGUGGUGGGUUGCCUUCAACGAGAAGCAGCGGCUCAUUCGCGAGCGGCCGCCGGAUAUCCGGGCUCUCAAGGACUGUAUUCGACGUGACUUGGAAGCGAGAAGAGCUGGGCGUUGGUCCUUUCGGGGUCAGCCACGGGAAUCGACGCCCUUGGCAGACAUACUGGCGAAGGAUGGCGAGCUGGAUACAGCCCUGCAUUGCGCAUACCCUGUCGCCGCUGCGCGCCGCACGCGGAACGAUGGAGAAAUCAAUCCAGAUUGCCUUAUAGUAGAUUCUCGCCGCAUGCUCAAGCCUGAGUUCCUCGAACGGACGAUUCGCGGGAGGGAAGCGGGGAAGUCUACCUCUGGCUGGGCGAUGCUAUGCAAUAUCCGCAAUAUCCGCCGCCGGCUCUUUGUGCUAUGCACGAGUCUUAAAACAGAGGCGCGGCGCUCGGCUGGGCGUAUCUUAGCGACCUGGUAUCCCACCCCUUAUAGUCACGUUCCACAUAACUUUGUAACCUUGCGACCCUACAGCAUUGCACUGGUGGGUCUCGGAUACCGGGGCUACAGAAGCCAUUUUCUCAGCCUCUCUGAAGAUCCGUCUGUUUCAAUAACCGCUGUCUGUGACACGAAUCGCGUGGCGCUGGAGGCUUUCUCCGCGACACACAAGGGAAUCCCCACCUACCUUUCACUACCACAGCUGCUACAGAGCCACAUACUGGAUUUUGCCAUUGUGUCUGUGCCCCAUAGCGCCCACGCUCAAUGCAUCGCCACCCUUGCAGCAAAGGGCAUUGCGGUCCUAAAGGAGAAACCUGUUGCAGAAUCCAUUGCAGACUACGAAUGGAUGACCAGGCUGCCAGUGGGGAUUGGAAUCGCCUUCCAAAAGCGAUUCGAACCACAUUUUUUGCAUUUUAAGAGCCUUCUCCCGCUUGUUGGAGAAGUUGCGGCGGUUGAGGCGAGCCUCGCCCUCAAUAUAACGAACCUCGAGGAAACAUGGCGUGCAGCAUCCAGUGUCGGAGUCACGGAAGACCUGGGCUGUCAUAUGCUCGACAUGCUUGUGUGGCUAUUCGGACCGCCAACCUCCGUUAUGGCACACCAGGUCUCCUCUGUUCGACGUGGCCAAAGAUAUGGCGGGGAUGAUGUCUCUGACAUUCUAAUGGACUGGGGAGCAAAAAAGUGCAUCGGCCAUAUACGCCUGUCCCGCGUCGCCCAUAGACCUAUCCAGUCUAUCACAGUGACAGGGACCAAUGGUACGCUUCAUCUGGAUGGGUGUCAAAUCACCCAUCACGACAACAAUGGCUUUGAGACGUUAAAGGUCAAACAUCAGCCAGGGCAAAAACAAGUGAUCCAAACCAUGGCCCGAGAAUUCGGCGACUGGAUAUCGGGUCGUCGACCUGAAUUUUCAUCCUCUUUAGGAAACGCGCUGCAUACAGUUUCUGUUGUGGACGCUAUCAACGCGUCGCUUGCGAGCCGGCAGGUGCGGCACCCGCUGCUGCUGUCCUCUUCAGCCGAAGGUUUGGGUGCUGCCACUAACAGCCGACUCUUGUCCAAAAUAUCCGGAAGCAGUAGAGGGUUUGCCGCCAACUUCUCUACCUCUUCCUCCUCGACCUCCUUCGCUUAUCCCAGCUACCGGGAGAAAGUAUUUUGGCUCAAUACUGGAGCCUCAAUCCCCGCCGUUGGCUUGGGUACUCGCAGAGCCGAGACGCCAGGGCAGGUAUACAAGGCUGUUCGUACGGCAUUAGAUGUCGGAUAUCGCCACAUUGAUGCAGCACAGUCUUCCGAGAAUGAGCACGAGAUUGGCCGAGCCAUUAAGGAUUCUGGUGUGCCACGUAAGCAGAUUUGGAUCACAACUAAACUCGACAACAGAUGGCAUACCCGUGUUGAGAGUGCUCUGCAACUGUCUCUAGACGCGCUGGACAUGGACUAUAUCGACCUUUAUCUCAUGCAUUGGCCUGUAUCCACCUGCCCCAACGAUCAGACCACCCAGCUGAAGAAUUGGAACUUUGUCAACACGUGGGAAGCAAUGCAACAACUACAACCACACGUCGUGCGAAACAUUGGGGUUUCGAACUUCGGCAUCGCCCACCUCCAGCGACUGUUGAAUCAUCCAUCCUGCAAGGUCGUCCCUGCAGUCAAUCAAAUUGAGCUCCACCCGUACUGGCCCUCUCGCCUACUCCUCACGUACUGCAAUAACCAUGAUAUUCACUGCACGGCAUAUUCAUGCCUGGGUUCCACUGAGUCCCCGCUAUUACAGGACCAGACGGUACUUGAGGUAUCGCGGCUGAAAGAUAAAUCACCACAACAGAUUUUGUGA
Molecule: messenger RNA, 3510 nt
Organism: Aspergillus udagawae
Lineage: Eukaryota; Fungi; Ascomycota; Eurotiomycetes; Eurotiales; Aspergillaceae
Exons: 7
Coding region: 1-3510 (1169 amino acids)
Cellular component (GO): cytosol
Molecular function (GO): nucleotide binding; aldose reductase (NADPH) activity
Source: RefSeq, a predicted model, not a curated record